Anolis carolinensis (green anole) is the source of this 1062-nucleotide messenger RNA. Its product is annotated as ligand-dependent nuclear receptor corepressor-like protein. The coding region runs from base 175 to 639 and encodes 154 amino acids. The transcript has 5 exons. Lineage: Eukaryota; Metazoa; Chordata; Lepidosauria; Squamata; Anolidae. The record is from RefSeq and is a predicted model, not a curated record.
CCCAAUGUAUAUGGGUUCAGAAAGGGGCCAUCACUUCCCUGGAGUCUGGGGCCCCUUGGUUUACACCAUUGUCAUGAGAAUGCAGUUCCGAAGCAGACCGGUUCCGUCUGUGACAGGAAGACAAAACGGAACGUUGCCAUCUCUAUUGUCUUCUGGUCUUGUACAGAGACAAACAUGUCUGCCCGGAGACUGCUAAAAAACAUCCAGAAAUUAUGUUUAAAUUGUUGCAAAUGCUGUCGGGGGAGGAGGAGUAUUAAAAUAUACCCUGUAAGUCCUCCAAAGGAAGAUCUGGAGGCCUCCUCCUCCGAUGAGAUCACAGAAAUGGAGACCUGCCAUCCAGAAAGGCGGAGACGCCACAGACACAGAGAGGACUAUGUGGAAAGAAGUGCUGAGUUUGCCGAUGGUUUGCUCUCAACAGCAAUGAAAGACAUUCAGUCCGGAACACUGGACGUUAAUGAAGAAGGCAUACUUUAUGGCAUACCUCAAAAAACUUUACUUCUCAACUUAGAAGCCUUACCAGCAGCAAAGCCUGCAUCCUUUAAAAACAAAACUCGGGAUUUCGAUGAAAGUGAUUCUUACAAAGACAGUAAAGAAACAUGUGCAGUGCUGCAAAAAGUAGACUUGGGAGCAAAAGCUUGAGUGGAGCGCACAGAAAAAAGGAAACUCACUCUGUUUGAAACCUCAGAAUUAAGAUUCCCAACAGCUUCCAGUUACCUCCACCAGUUAACUCUACAAAGAAUGGUCACUCAGAUUAAAGAAAAAAAUGAAACUGUACAAUGUGGAAGAACAGGUCUAACUGUACAGCUAAAAAUUCCUCAGCUGAGAAUGAGUGUUUGUUUCCCAAACAACAGCCCGAUAGUGGCAGAUUUUCGAUGUUAUGUACCAUGUUUCUAAAACCUCAACAGUCUUAGAAGGAUCAGCUCUUCAAAAACUGAAAAGUAUACUCCCGAAACAGAACAAAAUUGAAUGUUCUGCAUCUGUAACUCAGUCAAGUGUCAACUCCUACUUUCUGCAUGGGGACCUCUCUCCUUUGUGUCUCAAUACUAAGAACAGAACUAUAGA